UAAGUUACCGACUGUUACGCGAAGGAAGAAAUAAAAAAGGUGAAAGUUGUCCGAAGGAAGCACUCACUCUCUCUCUCUCUUUAGAGCAGCUAGCUUCACAUUCUCUAUCUUACUAGAGAGAUUAAAAAAAAGGGAAAGUCCUUCUUCAAUUUGGGCAAAGAGAAACAACACCCAUUGUCCUCACGACAGGUUUUUUUUUCUGGGAUAUAUAUAAUCUGUUGAAGGAUUCACAUUUUGGUCAAUAAGAAAGAAGUUUUCACAUUUUGCGUGCAUUGAAAAAAAAAAUGAAGGCUGAUAGUGUUCUUGACUAUGCUAUAUUCGAGCUUUCGCAUAAACAUUCUCGAUGCGAACUGUUUGUUUCGAGUAAUGGUGAAACUGAGAAACUGGCUUCAGGAUUGAUCCAACCAUUUGUGAAUCAUCUCAGUGUUCUUGCAACACAAUCAUUGUUUAGAGCGGAAGUAGAGAAAAGCCAAAAUGGCAAAUCUUGGUUCACAAGAAGAACACUCGAGAGGUUUGUUGAAUUUGUUAAUGGUCCAGAAGUUCUGGUAAGAGUCGGUACAAUUGAUUUGGAGAUGUCACAGUUGGAAGCAGCUCGGACAUUAUAUUCCCAAGAUGAUGGAGGUGUAACGGAUGCAACAAAGAAGGAGCUCUCAAGAGCUAUAGAUUUAAGACUUGAGGCAAUUAAGAAGGACUUAACCACAGCCAUUGCUCAAGCCUCUUCUAAUGGUUUUGAUCCUCAAACUGUCUCUGAUCUCCAACGUUUUGCUGAUAAAUUCGGCGCUCAUCAUUUGAACGAGGCAUGCGGAAAGUAUAUUUCAUUAUGUCAAAGAAGACCAGACCUGAUCAAGAAGAACUUGACUAGCAAUGAAACAAACACCAGUCAAGUUCAAAGUACUAAGACUGAUGAAGAGGAGAAAAAAGAUGAAUCUUCUACGGUUAAGACCACUCAGCAUACAAGGAGGCUCAGCGUGCAAGACAGGAUUAAUCUCUUUGAGAGCAAAAAGACGGAAGAUUCAAACUCUGCAGGACACAACAAACCGGUGGUUGUUGUUGCUAAAUCCACCACAGAGUUGAGGAGACUUUCCUCUGAUGUCUCAUCAGCUGCUGCUGCUGCUGCUCCUGUAUUCCCUCAGAAAUCUGUCUUGAGAAGAUGGAGUGUUGUUAGUGACAUGAGCUUUGAUUUUACGUCGGAUAACAAAAAGUCUGAGGGUAGUGGCAACGAAGAAGGUCUCUCCAGUAGACCAUCCUCUGGUAAUCCUGAAGCCACUGUGCCAAAAGAGCCUGAAGAGAACAGUAAAAAUGGUGAUGAUGAUGAUGUGUCUUCUACUAAAUGUGAUGAUUCUCAAAACCAGUCUGAUGGUGAUGAUGAUUUGAGGAAGAGAGAAGAUGAGAGCUAUGCUUCCAAGCCUCACAGUGUGGCACAGCCAUCAGUUAUGUUUCCUCGGCAUUCUCGGUCUCGGUCAGCCCUUAUAGGAGAUGGUGUUGAUAUCAAAAGCGAUGAACUUCAAUCACAGAGCCGGAAGAAAGAGGUGAUUUUAUCAGACAAGCAACCUGUCUUAACAAUCUUGACAAAACCAGCUUCUGCAGGGUCUGAACAGAGACAAAACUCAUUUGGUUUAGAGGAUGAUCUUGAGGUCAAUCUUGUGAAUAAAGAUUCACCUGCUGGAAAAAUCAACAGUAUUAGAGUUCGUGCAACAUCUGUGGAUCAAAUGCAGAGGCCAAGAAUGUCUAGGGAAAGCUCUCAAGGGGUUAACGAGGAGUUGAAAAUGAAGGCAAAUGACCUUGAAAAGAUUUUCGCCGAGCAUAAACAACGAGGUCGUCGUGAAGAUCAUCAAUCAGACAACAACAAGAAUGUUGUAAUGCGUAGGAACGUAUCUGAUUUAAGCUACUCAGAUGAUUCCAAAGGGAAGUUAUAUGAGACGUAUAUGAAGAAAAGGGACGCAAAACUGAGAGAAGAAUGGAGUUCGAAAGAAGCAAAGUUGAAGUCAAUGCAAGAAGCUCUUGAGAGGAGUAGAACCGAGAUGAAGGCUAAGUUCUCUGCUGCAUCCGAGAAGAGACAGGACUCUAUAUCAAGCACACGCCAACGUGCUGAGAAACUUAGAUCUUUUAAUACUCGGUCAAGUUUGAAGAAGUUUCAGCAUCCUAUAAGCUCACUACAGAGCGAAGAAGAAGACGUGAAAGAUAAGCUGGCCAGUGGAAAGAGUGCUUCUUCUAGGAGCUCUCAAGUUAGAAAGGCUCCAUCACCGAACAGGAGCUCUAGAGUCUCGAAACCAUCAGGUAAAGUUUCAAACACUAACAUUACUUCAGGGAGAGGGAGAAGAACAGGAGAGGUUAAUCCGGUUGUUGCACAAUCUUCUUCUAUUCCCAAUUUCUCUGAUCUUAAGAAAGAAAACACAAAACCAUCUGCUGUCAGAAACCCUCCUAUGAUGAUGCGGACACAGGCGAGAAGUGGUGGUAAUAAGAAGACUUCAAAGGAAGAUGUACCUCCUCCUGUUAAGCCCCGGAGACCGAGGUCAUUAAGGAAGAGCUUCUCUGCGAACAUAGAGUUCACUGAACUGACAACUCUCUACUCUGAUGAGAGGAAUGAGAAACAACAGAACAGUGACGUUGAUGAGGUGCAAGAGAACUUGGGGAAUGAAGAGUUUGAAGAAAUUGAAUCCGAGGCAGAAGAAGAAGUGAAACAAGUUGUGGAGGAUCAUGUCAAAGAAGAAGAGGAAACUCUAGUAGUUGAGGACAUUGUUGAUGAAAAGACUACACUACUUAGUGACAAAGCUGAGAACUCCUCGGAGGAUGAAAACGUCACUUGCUUGAGGUCAAUCUCUCAGGUAGUAGACUUACCGGUGAACACUACUCUACCUUCACCGUUUCAGCAUCACCACAUUGCCUCGUUAAUGGAUUCACCUAGCGAGAGUCCUCUCUCGUGGAACUCAAACUUGCAACACGCUUUCUCUUAUCCUCACGAGCAUUCAGAUGCUGAUGCUUCGAUGGAUUACUCUCCCAUGGGAAGUCCUGCUUCUUGGAGUUCGAGGAUGAGAAAGAAAUGGGGAACAACAACAACAGGUCAGAGUCCCACCAUUGUUUCAAACUCUUCACCGCUCCACUCUCGGAAGGAUUUGGCGAAAGGGAUCAAACGUUUGCUUAAGUUUGGGAAGAAAACUCGUGCUGCGGAUAGUCUGAUGGAUUGGGUCUCUGUUACCACAUCUGAAGGUGACGACGAUUUUGCUUAUAGAUCAUCGGAUGAACUAAGGAAAACAAGAAUGGCAUCUUCUCAAAGUCAGCAUUCUGAGGAUGAACAAGGGAGCUUUAAAGCGAAAGAUGGUGAGUUUAAGAAAUCAUUCUUCUCGCUCUCUACAUUCCGUAACAAAGGAAACGACUCGAAGCCAAGAUAACAGAAGAAGGAAACAAAACCAUAUCUGUGUUUUUCCUUUACAACAACACAAGUACAAAGUUUGUAAUCUUGAAACAGAGUUACAGUGUUUGAUAUGAUUUGAGUACAUUAUUGUUUGUUGAUUUUCUUUAAUAUUUUAAAAUGAGAUAAACAUAUUUUUGAAACA
Messenger RNA from Raphanus sativus (radish), 3554 nucleotides. Its product is annotated as COP1-interacting protein 7. Lineage: Eukaryota; Viridiplantae; Streptophyta; Magnoliopsida; Brassicales; Brassicaceae. The record is from RefSeq and is a predicted model, not a curated record. Bases 285 to 3389 code for a protein of 1034 amino acids. The transcript is spliced from 10 exons.